This is a messenger RNA of Periconia digitata, 627 nucleotides long. NCBI's taxonomy places the organism in Eukaryota, Fungi, Ascomycota, Dothideomycetes, Pleosporales, Periconiaceae. The record is from the annotation of a GenBank genome assembly.
AUGCCUGACGCUGUUCCUGAAGCCGGCCUGGUCCCCGAAGCCGUCGCGGCUCCCUCGCCAAUGCGCCUUUUUAUCUCGUCGUCUCCAAUGCAUGCAUGCAUCUUUCAUUAUUUAUUCGUCUCUCCAGCUUGCUUGCUCCUGUGCUGCCUGCCUGUGCACCCACACGUCUGGCCCAGGAUAGCCACCGAGAGUGAGUGCUUGGGCCGCAGUCGACACAGCUGCCUUCUCCCGGCCCGUCUAUCCUUCCAUACAUGCUGCCAUCGGUUCAUGGCUACAUACUUACACACGCCAAUACCACCAUCACUGCCAUGUAUCCUUUGCAUCUCCCCAAUCAUUAUUGUCAAUUUCCGCUUCAUUUUAUCCGUGCGGUUUCACUGAGUGACGGCAUUGCAUUCAUUCCAUGCCUUGCCAUCUGUCUGCUGUUGGGGGAAUCCUCAUCCCAUCAUCCCAGCCCAGCCCAGCCAUUCCCAGACAGACACCCCACUCAAUCCGUUCGUGCGUUCGCUCCUUCACUCGUUCAACCAUCCAUUCAUCCAUCCAUCCAUCCAUUGUCUCUCUUGCAUCCGCGUAUCAGAAAGACGGUGAGCCUCCCAACGGCCCUUUGCAUGACGUGUAGAGGGCCAUCUC